AUGGAGCAACGACCGACUCUCUCUGCGAAUGCAGUCAUAUCCCUCUUAGCUGGGGCGUGGGUCGUACUCAGGACAUCGGCGGCUUUCUUUGCCUUGUGGCUCAGCAAACUCGCCUGCCAAAAGCUCCAUAACCCAAACAUCGGCACAUUCAUUGGCAUUUGCAUCGGCGGUGCGAUCUGGAAAUGCGUCGACAGACUCCUCUUCCACCCGCUGAGCGGAUUCCCUGGCCCCAAGCUCGCCGCUUUGACGCACAACUAUGAGUUCUACUACGAUGUAAUACUCGGAGGCCAGUAUACGUUUCUGCUGAAAGCGCUCCAUGACAAGUACGGCCCGAUCAUCAGGAUCUCGCCGUAUGAGCUGCACGUUAUCGAUCCGGAGUUUCAUGAGCAGUUGUAUAGUGGUCAUGGGAAUCCGAGAGAUAAAUAUCCGUUUGUGACGCAUAGCGUGGGAGAGACGACCUCUGUCUUCGCUACCAUAUCGCAUGAGAAGCACCGGCAAAGAAGAGCGCCACUCAAUGCACUAUUCUCGAAGAAGUCGGUUGGCGAGCUCUCAUCUACCAUCUUGGAACGGGUGGAAAAGCUAUGUCAACGAAUAACGGAGUUUCGAGCUUCGCAAAAGCCUCUCUCGCUGAAGCAUGCAUACUCGUCCCUGACUUUGGAUGUCAUCUCGGGUUAUUCAUUCGGAAAAUCCCAGCGAGCUCUUGACAGUCCGGAUUUCGAGAAGGUCUUGAUCGAUGGCUUCGAUGAGGCCGCUGACGGGUUAUGGCUCAUGGAGUUCUGCCCACCCAUUCGUGCUUUGAUGCGACAGAUUCCGCCUUCUUGGGGUUGGCUCCUUGGGCCUGGCGUGGAUGCCCUGAUGAAGGUCCAAAGUUACCUCGAGGUACAAGUUAGGGAGGUUCAAAAAGAGCGAGUCCAGGAGAAGAAAGAAGAGCGGCGUACGGUCUUCAAUGAGAUGCUCGACAGUCCUGACCUGCCACCCGAAGAUCGGUCCACGUUCAAUCUCGUCAACCAGGCUCAGGUCAUCAUUGGUGCUGGAAUUACAACUUCAGCGGCCCAUCUCGCGAACACCACAUUCCACAUCCUCAACAAUCCCAGAAUCCUCAAGAAACUGCAGCAAGAGCUGAACGAGGCAAUACCAGACCCGAGCACCCUCGCACCACUGGCAUCCUUGGAGAAGCUAGAAUAUCUCAACGCAGUCGUCGCAGAAGGCCACCGACUAAGCCAUGGCGUCGUCCAUCGCAUGCCAAGAAUCUCUCCCUACACACCGAUCAAAUACGGCGACUGGACAAUACCCGCCGGCUUGCCAGUGGGAAUGAGUGCGCUGCACAUCCAUCUAAACGAAGAAAUCUUCCCAUCGCCGAACGAAUUCCAACCCGAGCGGUUCUUGGGCGAGGAAGGGCAGAAACGGAAGAAGUAUGUCGUGCCUUUCAGCAAAGGGACAAGAAGAUGCCUGGGCGAAAACCUCGCUACGGCAGAGCUUUACCUGACGCUAGCAGCCGUGUUCCGUCGCUUCAACCUGGAGCUGUUCGAGACGACGAGGGAGGACGAUAUCGACAUGGCGCGGGAGUACAUGAUUCCCUUUCCGAAGAAAGGGUCUCAGGGUCUGCGGGUGCUGGUCAAGUGA
Molecule: messenger RNA, 1623 nt
Organism: Zasmidium cellare ATCC 36951
Lineage: Eukaryota; Fungi; Ascomycota; Dothideomycetes; Mycosphaerellales; Mycosphaerellaceae
Exons: 6
Coding region: 1-1623 (540 amino acids)
Molecular function (GO): monooxygenase activity; oxidoreductase activity, acting on paired donors, with incorporation or reduction of molecular oxygen; iron ion binding
Source: RefSeq, a predicted model, not a curated record